This is a messenger RNA of Synchiropus splendidus (mandarinfish), 1239 nucleotides long. Its product is annotated as 5-hydroxytryptamine receptor 3A-like. Gene Ontology annotation, cellular component: neuron projection; synapse; membrane. The transcript has 9 exons. Bases 1 to 1239 code for a protein of 412 amino acids. The record is from RefSeq and is a predicted model, not a curated record. Gene Ontology annotation, molecular function: extracellular ligand-gated monoatomic ion channel activity; transmembrane signaling receptor activity; neurotransmitter receptor activity. Lineage: Eukaryota; Metazoa; Chordata; Actinopteri; Syngnathiformes; Callionymidae. Gene Ontology annotation, biological process: nervous system process; regulation of membrane potential; monoatomic ion transmembrane transport.
AUGACCGGCCGACUCUUCUUUCUGCUUUCACUCUCAGGGUGUGUGAUUUGUGAGCGUCACUGCAGGUAUCAGGAUGUUUUGGAUUACCUGAACCUGUCCAUGACCAAUGAGCUCUACCAGAUGACACGCCCGGUCAAUAACUACAAACAACCGACAAAAGUCUAUGUGGAACUUGUGCUGUACGCAAUCCUGGAUGUGGUUGAAAAAGAGCAGAAGUUCAUCCCUUACGUUUGGAUGGUCAUGACAUGGCACAAUGACUUCAUUUCCUGGGAUCCACGUGAAUUCUGCGGAAUCAAUAACAUUUCUCUUCCUGCCGACUACAUGUGGAAACCUGAUCUCACCAUUGAGGAAAUGACAGAGAGGGAUAGAGCUCCUCCCAGUCCUUAUCUGAGCAUCAAUGACAAAGGAGCUGUGGAGGUCCAGAACGACCAGGUGCUGGUCAGCACCUGCAGGAUGCACAUUUACAAAUUCCCCUUUGACAUUCAGAGCUGCAACCUGUCUAUCAAGUCCGUCAUCCAUACAAUCAGAGACAUUCGCCUCUACGCCGUCGACAACUCUUCAGAAGCUACAGAGUGGUCUCGAGAGGUAAUGCGGACUCAGUACGAAUGGUUGUUCAUCAACAUGACGGUGACGAGUCACAACACCAGCGACUUCACAAGCCAAGACGUCAUUAUUUACACUAUCAACAUGAAGCGGAGGUCCAUCCUUUACAUUGUCAACUUCCUGCUGCCCGUCCUCUUCUUCUUGUGCCUGGACUUGUCCUCCUUCCUGAUCUCCGACGACGGUGGCGAGAAGCUGAGCUUCAAGGUCACAGUGCUGCUCGCCGUUACGGUAUUGCAGUUGAUCCUGAACGAAAUCCUGCCCGCCUCAUCCAACAGGAUUCCUCUUAUAGCUGUCUACUGCAUCGGUAUCUUCGGCUUCAUGAUGCUGAGCCUCCUGGAGACCAUUCUGGUCAUGCACCUGAUGCAGAAGGACAGUAAGUCUGACCAGAGUCUGAGCGAGGACGGGCACAAACCUACCAAUUUUCAUGAUGACAACAGCGCUUUGGGAAAGCUCUCCCAAGAGCUGAGGGAAAUGGAGCGAACAUUGACCAGGCUGCUCAACAAUAGGAAGGAUGGAGAGAAGCAUGGCUACUGGACACAACUCGCAUUCAGAGUUAAUAAAGGCUUUUUUAUUUUCUAUGUCACACUUGUUAGCUUGUUUUUGGUAGUGCUCUUUUCCAAAUGGAUCAUGGAUUAG